CAGCUAAAGAAAUCACUGUUACUCAUCACCCUAAACAUACAGCACUAAAGGGAAAAUAUUCAUAUAACUGAGGGAUCUGCUUGUCUAAUAUCCUGGAGAAAGAACAACUCUGAGGACUUUGCUGACAGGACUAAUAUUUGCUGGAAACUGAACUGUUUGUUCUGAUUACCCUACAACAGAAGAAUGUCUCCUUUAUUUAUUAUUUGGGUUUCAUGCCUGUUUCUUGGAGUUGGUUGCCAGGAUUCACAAACACCAAAUAAUAUAAAAGAAAGUUCUGUACCAUCCAACACUCUAGAACCAGAACAAUCUCAUCUUCUUCUACAAAUGGACAUUGACCAAAACUCUGCAAACUUAUCAGAUAUGGACAUAAGAUAUAUGCCACCUCGGAUGCCAUUACCACCACCAUGCACAUCCCGAGCGGUAAUCAGACAUGCUUUCAAAUAUGUCACUACAAUCCUAUCUUGUGUUAUCUUUAUUGUGGGAAUUGUUGGAAAUUCUACGUUGCUAAGAAUAAUAUACAAGAACAAGUGUAUGAGGAAUGGACCCAACGUUCUAAUUGCUAGUCUUGCUCUUGGAGACCUCUUCUACAUCCUCAUCGCUAUUCCCGUCAAUGCAUACAAGCUUCUGGCUGAGGACUGGCCGUUUGGAGUGCACAUGUGCAAGCUGGUUCCAUUUAUACAGAAGGCAUCGGUUGGAGUCACUGUGCUGAGCCUUUGUGCCCUCAGCAUAGACAGGUAUAGAGCAGUGGCUUCCUGGAGUCGUAUUCAAGGAAUUGGGAUUCCUGUCUGGAAGGCAAUAGAAUUAACUUUGAUCUGGGCUGUGGCUAUCAUUUUGGCUAUCCCAGAAGCUGUUGCCUUUGAUAUGGUGGAGCUGGACUUUAAGGGACAUACUAUGUGGGUCUGCAUGCUGUCGUCUGAGCAAACAUCAAAUUUUAUGACGUUAUAUAAAGAGGUGAAGGUCUGGUGGCUUUUUGGCUUCUACUUCUGUCUCCCUUUGGCUUGCACAGGAGUAUUUUACACACUGAUGUCCUGUGAGAUGUUGAGCAAAAAAAAUGGAAUGCGGAUAGCUCUGAAUGAUCAUAUGAAACAGAGAAGGGAAGUGGCCAAGACAGUGUUUUGUUUGGUGGUGAUUUUUGCCCUCUGCUGGCUGCCUCUGCAUUUGAGCAGCAUCCUGAAGAAAACAGUUUAUGACGGCCGCGAUCCAAACAGAUGUGAGCUCCUUAGCUUUCUUGUGGUCAUGAAUUACAUUGGCAUAAACAUGGCAUCUCUGAACUCCUGCAUUAAUCCCGUGGCACUUUACUUUGUAAGCAGAAAAUUCAAAAAUUGCUUCCAGUCCUGUCUAUGCUGUUGGUGCCACAGGCCAGUCUUGGCCAUUACACCACUGGAUGAGAAAGGUUCUGGCGGAAAAUGGAAAGCGAACGGUCAUGACCUAGUCCUGGAUAGGAGCAGCUCUCGACUGACUAACAAAGAUAGCUCUACUUGAAAGUGAAAGCAUUGGAGACAUUUGAAUGUAUAACAACAGAAACUCUAUACCACUUUGACUAAAGCUCUAUGCAUAUUAUGGGGAGACUGCUUCAUCAUCCAGCAGAUACUGCGUCAUUAGAAGGUCUCUCUUCCAACAUUUCUUUGGGUGUCUACACACUCGUCCAUCCUCAGAAAAAGAGAGCUACUGGAUCGUUCCUGUGGUUUAACACUAUGUUAAUCUUGUGUGAACUAUUUUAACACUGCCAUACAAACUCUUGUAAUAUAACUUAGAUUUUACUUAAAAACACAAGACGAAAGUGUUAACUGCGUGACUGUGUCACCAAGACUUGUGGACCUAUCUGAAAUUCACUGUCCUUAGAUUAUUGUACACUGUAGAACUGAAAACUGUAUAUGAGCACUUUGCAUUCUUAUAACAUUUUCUUCAAGCAAAAAAACAUAAUAAAAAAACAAAAACAAUUAACAGUCAAAGUAUAUUAGAGAUAAAAACAGUACUUUAGCAGGAUAGAAUAGUUUUGGUUCCAGUAGAUCUGGUAAACUAAAUAUAAGUUUAAACGCACAACUCAUUUAUUAAAUAUAUAAAAGCUCUUGCAAGGUAUUUAAAAAGGUUAAAUAUUUGAUCUUUUAGGAAAUGUAGCUUGAGUUUUACUAUUAUAAUGUGUACAAUUUAUGCCAAUACACGAAAGAGCUGCAUAUUCCAUCUUGUUACUGUUAUGACAAUAGAAAACUUGUAGUAAAGAUAGCCCUCAGUUUACCCUGGGGUUAGGUUCCAGAAGGAAUGGUUGUAAAUCGAAACCGUUGUAAAUUGAAACUCAGUUAAUAAUGUAAGUCAAUGGGAAGUGAGGGAGUUAGGUUCCAGGCCCCUCUCAAAAUUGGCAUAAGUAACACCUAAUACAUUAUUUUAAAAGCUUUGAAAUGAAGACUUUAAAUGCUAAACAGCAUUAUAAACCUAAUAAAAUAAUCACACAACACAGACUUUACUUGCAUUUUUCUGCAAACAGUUCUUUCUAUGCAUUCCAAUCUGGACUGAUUUAUAGACAGGAAGAUCUUGUUCCUUUGCAAGCUGCUCGAUAGCUCAGGUCUGGUUAAACUGAUUAUUUUCAGCUUGCUUGGCUUGCAUAUCUUUGCUGCAACACAAGAGGACAGCUCCACCUACUGGCUAUUUUAAUCAAUGCACUGCUUCUCAAUGCUUUUCAAUAACAGUCACAUGACUGAAAAAAAAGGUUGUUAUUCUGAAACGGUGCAAAUUGAACCGUUGUAAACCGAGGGCCACCUUGUACUAACAUUGCAAUCAGUAAAAGUAAGCACUGUGAUGUGCCAUAUUGGGGAACUCUAUAACAAAUGUCUCCUUUUUCCUUGGUUUCUGGGACGCCUCCUUGAUCACAGAAGGAUCAAUCAAUGAAUAGUCCCAUCCACACCUGCAGGUGCUCUCUGAGUACAGAACUGUAAACCCUUGCUUUAGGGUAAAAUGAUUAGAGCUCAUGAUGGUGUCUGUAUACUGAGCCAUUCAGAGGACCAGAGACAAAUGCAGUGCUAGGGCAGAAUAUGAACUGAUUAGUCAUUUCUACACACUAUAGUGUAUUUCUCAGCAGACUGUAAAGAAGUUAGCCUGUAAAUACAUCAAAUCACAAUAAAUGCAAUAAUGUACAGCUACACACAGAUUCCACAGAUGCAACAAUUUGAAAAUGACUAACAUUCUUAAAGGAACAGGAAACCCCAAAAAUGUAAUUCAGGAUUCAGAUAGAAAAUUCAAUUUUAAACAACUUUCAAGGGUACUUUUAUUAUCAAAUAUGCUUCAUUCUCUUGUUAUCCUUUGCUGAGGGAACAACAUUGCACUACUGGCAGCUAGUUGAACACAUCUAGUUAGCCAAUCACAAGAGACAAAUGUAUGCAGGCACCAAUCACCAGCUACCUCCUACAAUGGAUACCAAGAAAAAAAACACAUUUGUAAAUAGAAGUGAUUUUAAAAGUGUGUUAAAAUGACAUGCUCUAUCUGAUUCUUGCAAGUUUAAUUUCGACUUCCCUAUCCCUUUAAUGGCAUAUACAGCAAAGAAAAUAGUAUUGCUCAGAGAAAUCUUUAUAUAUUAAUGUGGAAUACUGUGAAAACACUAUAGCAGGCCACAAAAAAACACAUUUGAUGGCUACAUGCUCCAUUCAUCACAUGUAAAUAUAUGGGUACGUAUAGUAAGGUCAUUUAAAUGUAUUUUAAGGAUAGAUGGUCAGCAAAAAUGUUUGUUCUCUGCCAGUAUAAUAUUCAAAAGCCACAUUAUACAUAAAUACUAAUGUAAAUUACAAUUUUAUAAACAACAAGUUAAUUUCUUUGUUCAAAAAAAUGUAUAUAUUUUUUCCUGUGCUAAGCAUUAUAGCUUUCUCUGACAGCUAUACAGUUAAUAAAUGAUUUUCUUGCA
Bombina bombina (fire-bellied toad) is the source of this 3889-nucleotide messenger RNA. Its product is annotated as endothelin receptor type B. The coding region runs from base 184 to 1482 and encodes 432 amino acids. Gene Ontology annotation, cellular component: membrane. NCBI's taxonomy places the organism in Eukaryota, Metazoa, Chordata, Amphibia, Anura, Bombinatoridae. The record is from RefSeq and is a predicted model, not a curated record. Gene Ontology annotation, biological process: regulation of blood pressure; vasoconstriction; G protein-coupled receptor signaling pathway. Gene Ontology annotation, molecular function: endothelin receptor activity. The transcript has 8 exons.